Messenger RNA from Varanus komodoensis (Komodo dragon), 3328 nucleotides. It is a transcript of the gene DAB2IP, whose product is annotated as DAB2 interacting protein. Gene Ontology annotation, biological process: regulation of GTPase activity. Lineage: Eukaryota; Metazoa; Chordata; Lepidosauria; Squamata; Varanidae. The record is from RefSeq and is a predicted model, not a curated record. The transcript has 14 exons. Bases 94 to 3300 code for a protein of 1068 amino acids.
GGGGUGGAAGGCACUCCGGCCGUCGCUCCCCCUGCUCUCCGCACCCCACCUUCUGGCGCAGCGAGGACCCACGGCCUGCCACGAUCCCAGCUGAUGCCGAGGCUGAAGGAGUCGCGCUCGCACGAGUCCCUGCUCAGCCCCAGUAGUGCGGUGGAGGCGCUCGACCUCAGGAUGGAGGAGGAGGUGGUGAUCAAGCCCGUGCACAGCAGCAUCCUGGGCCAGGACUUCUGCUUCGAGGUGACCACGUCGUCCGGCAGCAAAUGCUUCUCCUGCCGGUCCGCCGCGGAGCGGGACAAGUGGAUGGAGAACCUCCGCCGGGCCGUGCACCCGAACAAGGACAACAGCCGGCGGGUGGAGAACAUGCUGAAGCUGUGGAUCAUCGAGGCCAAAGACCUGCCGGCCAAGAAGAAGUACCUGUGCGAGCUCUGCCUGGACGAGGUCCUCUACGCCCGGACGACGUGCAAGUUGAAAACGGACAAUGUCUUCUGGGGGGAGCACUUCGAGUUCAACAACCUCCCGUCGCUGCGCUGCAUGACCAUCCACCUGUACAAGGAGACGGACAAGAAGAAGAAGAAGGACAAGACCAACUUCAUCGGGCUGGUCAGCAUCCCGGCCGGCUCGGUCACGGGGCGGCAGUUCGUCGAGAAGUGGUACCCGGUGGUGACGCCCAACCCCAGCAAGGGCAAGGCGGGCGGCCCCAUGAUCCGCAUCAAGGCGCGCUACCAGACCAUGAGCAUCCUGCCCAUGGAGAUGUACAAGGAGUUCGCCGAAUACAUCACCAACAGCUACAUGGUGCUCUGCUCGGUGCUGGAGCCAGUGCUGAGCGUCAAGAACAAGGAGGAGAUGGCCUCCGCGCUGGUCCACAUCCUCCAGAGCACAGGGAAGGCCAAGGAUUUCCUGACAGACCUCAUGAUGUCCGAGGUGGACCGCUGUGGCGAAAACGAGCACCUCAUCUUCCGGGAGAACACGCUGGCCACAAAAGCCAUCGAGGAGUACCUGAAGCUGGUGGGGCAGAAGUACCUGCAGGACGCCCUGGGCGAGUUCAUCAAGGCGCUGUAUGAGUCCGACGAGAACUGCGAGGUGGAUCCCAGCAAGUGCUCGUCCGCGGAUCUCCCGGAGCAUCAGAGCAACCUGAAGAUGUGCUGCGAGCUGGCCUUCUGCAAGAUCAUCAACUCCUACUGCGUGUUCCCGAGGGAGCUGAAGGAGGUCUUCGCCUCGUGGCGCCACGAGUGCAGCAACCGCGGGCGCCCCGACAUCAGCGAGCGGCUCAUCAGCGCCUCGCUCUUCCUGCGCUUCCUGUGCCCGGCCAUCAUGUCCCCGUCCCUCUUCCACCUGCUGCAGGAGUACCCCGACGACCGCACGGCCCGCACCCUGACCCUCAUCGCCAAGGUCACGCAGAACCUGGCCAACUUCGCCAAGUUCGGCAGCAAAGAGGAGUACAUGUCGUUCAUGAACCAGUUCCUGGAGCACGAAUGGACGAACAUGCAGCGCUUCCUCCUGGAGAUCUCCAACCCGGAGACGCUGUCCAACACGGCCGGCUUCGAAGGCUACAUCGACCUGGGCCGGGAGCUGUCGACCCUGCAGUCCCUGCUGUGGGAGGCCAUCGCGCAGCUGGACCAGAGCACCGCCACGAAACUGGGGCCGCUGCCGCGCAUCCUGCGGGACGUCAACACCGCCCUCAGCAACCCGGCCUGCAUGCAGGUGACCGUCCCCACGGAUCACGCCGCCUCGACCCCGACGGCCGGCAACAGCAUCUCCAUGGGACUGCAGAAGAUGGUGAUCGAUAGCGACCUAUCUGGUCCGAUAGAUUUCACACGGUUACCGUCUCCAACCCCUGAAAACAAGGACUUGUUUUUUGUCACAAGGUCCGCCGGGGCCGCCCAGCCCUCGCCCGCCCGGAGCUCCAGCUACUCGGAGGCCAAUGAGCCCGACACCCAGAUGUCCAACGGCGGCAAGAGCCUCUCCAUGGUGGACUUGCAGGACAGCCGGGCCCUGGACGCGGGCGCCCCGGGCGCGGGGCCGGCCGAAGCCCUGCACGAGGGCCCGCCGGCCGCCGGGCCGCUGGCGGGCGCCUGGGGCCCGCGGACCCAGCAGAACCACCUGGCUGCCACGGUGCGCCGGGCCGCCCAGACGCCGACCACCCCCGGUGCCGAGAGCGCCCCCGGGCGGCCCCAGCUGCUGGCCCCGCUCUCCUUCCAGAACCCCGUCUACCAGAUGGCGGCCGGCCUGCCCCUCUCGCCGCGCGGGCUGGCCGACUCGGGCUCCGAGUGCCACAGCUCGCUCAGCUCCCACAGCAACAGCGAGGAGCCGGCGGCCGCCGCCCGGCACGGCCUGGGCAUGGGCAACCCCGCCACGGCCCCCGAGGACUUCGGCCGGCGGGCGGGCGAGCUGGCCCGCCGGCAGCUCUCCCUGAGCGACAAGGCCGGCCAGCCCACGAUGCCGCGGCAGAACAGCGGCGGCCCCCAGCGCCGGAUAGACCAGCCCCCGCCGCCCCCGCCGCCCCCGCCCGUCUCCCGGGGCCGGACUCCCCCCUCGCUGCUCAGCACCAUGCAGUACCCGCGGCCCUCCAGCGGGGGCGUGCUCUCCUCCUCGCCCGACUGGCCCGGCAGCGGCGCCCGGCUGCGCCAGCAGCCCUCCUCCAAGGGCGACAGUCCCGAGAUGAAGCAGCGCACCCUGCACAAGCAGGCCCCUUCUCCUGCGAACCCCAAUGCCCUCGACCGCACGGCCGCUUGGCUUUUGAAUAUGAACGUGCAGUUCCUAGAAGAGGAGACCAGUGACCCAGAGCACAAGCACAGGGAUAAGAUCCGGAGCAAAGACGAGUUCGGCCAAGGGGAGAAGCAGUACCAGCAGGACGUGGUGGUCCUGCAGGACAAGCUGCGCAUCUCCAACAAGAAGCUGGAGGAGUACGAGGCCCGCUUCAAGUGCCAGGAGGAGUCCACCCAGAAGCUGGUGCUGGAGUACCAGGCCCGGCUGGAGGAGAGCGAGGAGCGUCUGCGGCGUCAGCAGGAGGACAAGGAGCUCCAGAUGAAGGGCAUCAUCAGCAGGCUGAUGUCCGUGGAGGAAGAGCUAAAGAAAGACCAUGCGGAAAUGCAGGCGGCCGUGGACUCCAAGCAGAAGAUCAUCGACGCACAGGAAAAGCGCAUCGCCUCCCUGGACGCGGCCAACGCCCGGCUCAUGAGCGCCCUGACGCAGCUGAAAGAGAGGUACAGCGCACAGACCCGCAACGGCAUCUCCCCCACGCACCCCACCAAAUUGCAGAUCACAGAGAACGGCGAAUUCCGAAACAGCAGCAAUUGCUAAUCGGCCGCGAGGGGUUGCCGCCCGAGAG